Kickxella alabastrina is the source of this 1170-nucleotide messenger RNA. RefSeq lists its product as uncharacterized. The transcript has a single exon. NCBI's taxonomy places the organism in Eukaryota, Fungi, Kickxellomycota, Kickxellomycetes, Kickxellales, Kickxellaceae. The record is from RefSeq and is a predicted model, not a curated record. Bases 200 to 961 code for a protein of 253 amino acids. Gene Ontology annotation, biological process: carbohydrate derivative metabolic process. Gene Ontology annotation, molecular function: carbohydrate derivative binding.
GCUUUCUCUUCUGCUACUUGUUCAAAUUAUUUAUUGGCAUUUUUUUAUUCUCUCCCCCUUUCUUACUCGACACAUAUAAACAGCUCAAUGACACCAUCACUCGUACUCCUUGCGAUAAACAUCCUCAUACAUUAGUUCAAAUUUUCUUCUCCCUACACAAAAAAAUAUAUUCUUGUUUUUUAUCUCUUAUAUUCUCAAGAUGCCAUCACCAUCCGCAGACGAACUCACCAUUGCCACGACGGAUAUUGCAAAUUCAUUAGACUUAGUGAGCCAAGUAAUAAAACAAUGUGCCGACCGGAUACGCAACAACAACCCGUAUGAUCUCCAAUCAGCGCUACAAAUCAUGCUCCAAACUGCAGAUACACCCGGAUGCAAGAUCGUGUUCACGGGCGUAGGCAAGUCAUAUCUGAUUGGCAAAAAACUCGCCGCCACCCUAACCAGCGUAGGAACCCCCGCCAUCAGCCUACACUCCACCGAGGCACUCCAUGGCGACCUAGGAAUUAUCCACCCAGGCGACUGCGUCGUCGCACUCAGUUACUCUGGUGCCACAGAAGAGGUUCUCCGACUAGCAUCGGUCUUGCACGGAGUGCGCUCAAAGGAAGAAGCCUCUGUGGGUUGCGGCAAUACUGCGGGCGGCGCAUAUUUGAAUAAUUCUCACUCGGUGCGGUUGGUCGGUAUGGGUAAAUCUGCGGAAUCUCCGCUCGGACAAAUGUGCGAUGCUUGGAUUGAAAGCGCUGUGGAGAUGGAACUUUCGCCUUUGGUUAAUGCUCCGACGUCCUCGUCUAGUUUGAUGCUGGCUAUUGGUGACGCCAUUGCUAUUAUGAUGAUGAAACGCAGGCAUUUCGGUCCUGUGGAUUUUGCGCGUAACCAUCCUGGAGGUCAUCUUGGAGUGGUCAGCCGCGAAAUUGCCAGGCAGCAGGAGUUGGAGGAUGAGUUGAGGAAUACCGGGAAUUUGGGAUAAACUAACGGGGUGACAUUGAUGUCUCCUAAUUCUCGUCCAAUUAGACUAUAAAUUGGCCAAAUGACCAGCUGCAGAGGAGAGGGGGUUGGCUCUUGAUUAUCUUUGGCGCUUAUUUCGCCCGUCCUUCUUCACAUUUAAGCAUCCGGAUACAUGCAAUACUAUCAUCUCGGCAAUUUAAAUGCGACAUUAAUUAAGAAUAAAUUGAUACA